UUAGCGGGAAAUUUCAGCGCUAAUAACCGCAUGUCACAAGUAACGGAAGACACGGAGCCGCACAGCCUGCCGGGAGCUGUAGUUCCAGCGGGCCACAUUUUCCAUUCAUGUAAACGGAAGUCGAAACUAUAUUAGACUCAAUCCCCAUAAUGCACAGCGGCUCCCAUUUCUUCUGCGUCUGGCUCUUGUAGUCCACCCCGCCAUAGACCACAAUGAUUAAUGUAACAGUAAAAACUACAAUGCCCGGCAUGCCUCGCGUUUCACCUGUACAUGCAGCAGUUCGGCCAUUACGGAGAAGGCUUCUUUAGAAGCUCCCUUUUACUUCGCCGUAUGCCGCCCUUCGUUGCCUCCGCUCACUGCAGAGUCUCGGCGGAGAGCGCCUAUUGCGGCCAGAGGCUUCUUUCUUCUUAUAAACCGAGCCGUUCGGCCAUGACUACAUUUCCCGCCUCCCCCUGCGCUUCUUCAGUGCCGUACGCCGAGACGUCGCGCGCGGUGCUUGCCGGGAACAGCAGUCUUCCAUCCCACUGAGCUCUACUCAAUUCCUAUUCGUAAGGACUACAUGUCCCAGGGUUCCCCGAGCCUAGAGGCGGCAGAGACUUUGGCGCCGGCGCGCUCCGCUGUAUUAUUGUAGUUCCCAGUGCGGAUCAAGAUGGCGGCUGCGGCCUCGGCUGGUCCCGGAGCCUCGGGCUCGGUUCGGGGCCGCUUUCCGGGCCGGCCGUGGGUGGGGAGAAGCGGGAACCGGGCGGACAGGGUUCGGGUCCCGUUUUACAUCGCUGGGAGAGCAGCGGAGACCGUAGACCCCGUUCAUCUCCGGAUCCUCGAACUCCACCUGAACAUGAAGCGCCUGGCGGGGGCCUGUGGCCGGGAGAGUGACAGCGCCGAGGAAGAAUUUGAGGGGUUCAGUGAUGAUGAGCUCGUCCGGAGUCCUCGGCGCCUGGCUCUGAGAUUGAAAAAAGGUCACAAAUCUAAAGCCCCGCCAAGCUCUCCUCCCCCAUCUGCAGUGUCUUGCUCCACGCCAAGAAGUCCUAGCGCUAAGCAAGAGAGCCCCGCUGCGCCCUUGAAGCGCGAGUGCCCCGCCACUCCGGUUAAGCAGCCGACGAGCCUGGUACUGUCCAAUAUAAAACAGAGUUUCACCCCUGAGAAGAUUGUCCGGGUGCAUCUGACUCAACUGGAUCCUUCCUUGUAUAGUUUGCAUUCUUCUACGUUACUGUAUUCUUCAAAGGAAACGCCAAAAUCCUCAACCAAUCACAGCACUGCUUUAUCUCCCCGCCUUUCCCCUCCCGAUCAUGCCACUCCCCCCAAACAGCUGAAUAGCGCCCCUGAUCCUCCUGCCCGUAACAGACGCCAGCAGAGGAACAGAAGACCGGCUGGUCCUAGACGCCGCUCUCGGACUAGUCGAUGCAAAGCAAGCUCCUUGGAAACUCAACAGGAUGAAAAGGACUCCCUCCAAGACGCACCUGCUGAGGAGAGUAGUAUCUAUGAACCUCUUAAAGAUUUUUCUUCGGACCCUGUCAGUACCAAUGCUGGUGAUACGAGGAAGCCAGUGUCUUCAGGAGAUGAUUCCAUGGACACAACUACCGAGACGAAUCUCAGUGGGACCUCCGAACCUGUUGUCGUCAGCUUGGAUGAACCAAAAAAUCUGAUAAGUUGUAGCUCCAGGGAAGGAGAGAUUGAGGAGCAGAGCUCUGAUUGUGUAGUGGUGGCCAAAGAGCAGAAGAAACGAAGGGGACUAAGGGACCGAUACAUUCCUAAAGUCAAGUGGAAGCUAAGAGGGGGAUGUAGGCAAGAGAGUCAACCAGAAGGAGAAGUGGCAGAAACAGCAACACUUGAAAACGACGUCAAGGAGGAUGAAAAAGACAAGAUACUACUGAUUGACCCCGAUCUUCCAGUGACUGACUGUAAACCAGCCGUAGAAGUAACAAUGCCCAUAAAGGAUGAAACCACUGAUCAAACCAUGAACGACAGCCAAGAUGGUUCCCAAAGUUCGGUCCCCCAAGAAAACGAUGAAGCGAACAAUCAAGAGAUGGUUGAAUUGGAGGAGAAAUGUUUUGACAAAAGUAGCGAUUCCGAUUCUCAGGUGGAGACUGCAGAAGCUCCUCCAGAACCUCCGGAGAUGGAGAUGACGCAGAGUUCAGCACCAGUAAAGGAACAAAUCGGUUUACGAGACGUGUCUCCUGCCUUGUCAGAAAUUCCACUUCCGCAAAUAAAGAUAAAAAUUAUGAAAGCGAAGUCGAGGAGUUCAAGGAGGUCGCAGCACACAUCCGCCCGGAGGCUGAUAGUUAAGUUGGUGGAAGUGGAGAGCAAGACUGAGCCUAAACCACAAGCUCAGUCUUCCAAAGCAGAGACUUCAGGCAUCGACAGCGAAGUCUUCCUCAAGCCUUCAGUCAGUGCAAGACCUUCCCGCGUCAUCAAAAUGCCUCGUAGAUUCAUGGACGAUUCGGAGUCACAGGCCACCGAGAACCAGGCAAAGAAGGUUCUUUCCAAGCCCACCCUCACCAUGGCAGAGUUGGAGAAACAGGUGCUCUCCGAUGCUCUUCCUCCUUCUGACCCUCGUUUUAGUCUUUUUAAUGACGAGGACCACCUCAACUUGCUACCUCCAACAUCUCCCCAUACGGACUCCACCCAGACAGCUACAUCUCCUCCUUCCACUGCUCCACAGUCCGCCCCUUCUGAAACUGUUCGCAAAAACAUCCUCCGGGCACCGACGUUUUGUUGGAGAUCAUCAAACGUUUUGGAGGUCCAGGAGGCGCCAAGUUCCAGUCAGCCUGUCUUUCGUCUGCAGUCUCCGACCUCACCGGAUGACCCCUUAAAACCCAGCCCUCCAGCUUCUACUCCUUCUUCCCCUCUUCCAUCCAAUGUUCCUCCCAAACUGGAGUCUACCAAACGUUCUCCUCUCCUCCGUGCUCCUCAAUUCACGCCCAGUGAAGCGCACUUGAAGAUUUACCAGUCUGUUUCACUCCAUGACAAGGAGGCCAAGACGCAUCUAACAGAUCACUGUUCCGCCGUUGUCGCCUCUUCACCAGAAGUGCUGGUUUCCGCCACGGCUAAACCUGGUGAUUUGCAGCCUUCGGGAAGAAGGGCGAACCACUUGGCUUUACCUCUGUUUGUGGACACUCUUUCUGGAAACAUGGAAGUCCCUUGCAACUCUUCGGAGGUGACGGCAUCGAACCUCAAGAGCAGUGAAGUGCGUUCUGAGCCAGCAGAGCUGCUCUCAAGCUUGAGAUCCGAGAAGCCGACUGGCAACCUGCAGCAGAACGAGCUGCUUGACUCUUCCAACAAACCCCUGGAGAUCGGAGCCAUGACUCUGUGCGCCCAAAGCGCUGCCCGAGCCGUGUGCAAAAUGGUUGUGAAAUCCCAUGGUACCUCUUGUGUGGGGUCACUGUCCCAGGAAGAGGGCACCUCGUUCCCGCCAAAUGAAAUUACUCUCUCCGGUACUGACAAGAAGGUCAUCAGCCUCCUGGAAAAGGCCAAAAUACAGCUCUUCAAGAUAGACAAGCAGAAGACCGUGGACCUGGCAGCGGCUGCAGAUUCCUCUCAGGGUGAAAAUGGCACCAAGUCUGCCGCCGCUCAGGGCCAGGACUCUCCUGUACAAGGACCCCGCAUUAAACACGUGUGCAGACACCCUGCUGUGGCCCUGGGCCAGCCCCGCGCCAUGAUCCCGGAGGACAUCCCCAGGCUGAGCGCCCUGCCGCUGUGCGAGCGGGAGGCCUCCCAACCCCCGGCCGCUCCUGAGGACCAUUCCUCCGCCUCCGAGCCGGAGACCGUCACCGUGGUGAAACAGAGGCCAGUGAGGCAGCCGCCGCCUCCACCCCCGCGUAGACCAAGACCCACGUCCAGGGCCCGGCUCCGCAUGACCAGGUGUGGAAAAUGCAAAGGUUGUCUGGUGACGGAGGACUGCGGGACCUGCGUCAACUGCCUGGACAAAACCAAGUUUGGAGGCCCCAACACCAAGAAGCAAUGUUGUGUGAACAAGAGAUGUGAUGUGAUCGAAGCGCGCAGGCUGCAGAGACAGUCGCACAAAGGACGGAAAGUGAUCAGGCACCUCCCGCCCACCCGCUACAGCGUCUCCGAAUCAGACGAAUCUUUUCCCGAUACAUUUCGAAACGAAGACACCGAACCCUCCGAUCGAUUGGAAACCGGACAGAUGACCCAGCGCAAAUCUAGCCGCCGCUGUGUGAGACAACGCCCCUGCUACGACCUCUUCCCCGAUUCUGAAGAUUCAGACUACGAUCCGAGCCCCAGCGCCCCCCGCCGCAAACAGAGACGGGAGUCUGAGAUUAACAACGUGAUUUCUAGGGGAAAAAAAUCUGUUUCUUCUCAUGUCACAGAUUUGCUUCCCCAGGACUCGGAGGAGCAGAGUAAACCCCGCAGAACCCCGCAGCAGCCCCUGAUCCUCCGAGCCAGGUCUGGGCCGGAGCUGGACUUUAUGGUGAAUGGUUCAUCAACGAAGAUCAAAUCUUCUGAUGGAACGCAUCGCUUACGCGUGGAUUUCAAGGAGGACUGUGACUUGCAGAACGUGUGGCUGAUGGGGGGACUCAGCAUCCUGACCUCUGUGCCCAUAACGCCGACACAUGUGUGCCUGCUGUGCGCCAGUCGCGGGCAUCAUCAGUUCUUGUACUGUCAGGUGUGCUGUGAACCUUUCCACACAUUCUGCCUGGAAGAGUCCGAGCGGCCUCUACCCGAGCAGGAGGACGGCUGGUGCUGCCAACGAUGCAAGUUCUGCAACGUGUGCGGACGCAAAGGGAAGGCCAAAAAGCCUUUACUGGAGUGUGAACUUUGUCAGACAAACUACCACAUAAACUGUCUGGGUCCAAAUUAUUCCGUCAAACCUCCCCGCAGCAGGAAAGGCUGGCUCUGCUCAUCCUGCAUUCGUUGCAAGAGCUGCGGAGCGUCUCCUGCUGUGGACGCAGAUAUGGAGUUAACAGAAGGUGGUAACCUGUGCACAGAAUGCUCCAACCUUUACAAUAAAGGAAAUUUCUGCCCCAUCUGCAAUCGAUGCUACGAAGAAAACGACUACGAGAGCAAGAUGAUACAGUGCGUGAAAUGUGUGAAGUGGGUGCACUCCAAGUGUGAGGGGCUCUCAGACGAGGGAUACGAGAUCCUGUCUAACCUACCCGACAGCGUGGUGUACAACUGCCCCCCGUGUUUGGGCGAAAGCAGUGCGCUAUGGCGGGGGGCGAUGCUUUCCGAGCUGACUGCCGGCCUCCAUGAGGUCCUGCAGGGACUGGUGACCUCCCAAAUGUCCACGCCGCUCAUGCAGUGUAUUCAGUGUCAAAGUGGAGAAGACCAGCUGAAGUGUCACCAUACACCCUGCGAUCUAGAGUCCCUAGGCCACCUGUUAGAGGAAGGAUGCUACAACUCGAUAGCGACUUUCAAUGAUGACUUGGUUUGGGUAAUCCAACAAACCAUGAAAAGCGGCCAAUUAGAUGAACAUGGAGAAGCUGUGAAAGCCCUGUACAUCAAGUUGAUGGAGAAAAGUUUCAGCUGGUUCAAUGUUGAAGACUCCAAGUACUGGGAGAAAAAUCACAGAUCUGUAAACAACGGGCUCCUUCCUCACGCCGUGCUGCCUCCUUAUCCGGAUCAUACUUACGCCCAUUGGCGGGAGAGAGACGAUGGCUCGCAGUCAAGCAAUGGAAUCAGGCCGCACCCCAUGUCCCCCCAGAAAGUGAAGAAAGAAGCGGUGACUGAGCCGGGGAGAGAGACGGAGAAAGAUUCCCGCCAGUGCGCCUUGUGUCUGAAGUACGGAGACGACGACCCCAAGGAUGCCGGAAGACUACUUUACAUUGGCCAGAACGAGUGGACCCACAUCAACUGUGCUAUCUGGUCGGCCGAAGUCUUCGAGGAGAAUGACGGCUCCCUGAGAAACGUGCACGCCGCUGUGGCUCGAGGACGGCAGCUGCGUUGCGAGGACUGCAUGAAGAUCGGCGCCACGGUCGGCUGCUGUCUGUCCACCUGCCAAAGUAAUUUCCAUUUCAUGUGCGCCCGAGCCAACCGCUGCAGCUUUCAGGACGACAAGAAGAUGUUCUGUCAGAAGCACACAAGUCUGCUGGACGGAACGACGGUCGCCGACGACGGCUUUGACGUUCUGCGCAGAGUCUACGUGGACUUCGACGGGAUCAACUUCAGAAGGAAGUUUCUUCAGGGUCUAGAACCGGAGAAUAUCCACAUGAUGAUCGGCUCUAUGAAGAUAGACACCAUGGGCAUGCUGACUGAUCUAUCUGUGUCGGAAGGGAAGAUUUUCCCCGUAGGUUACCAGUGUUCUCGCUUAUACUGGAGCACGCUGGAUGCCAAGCGGCGCUGCUGGUACAAAUGCAGGGUAGUCGAGCAUCGCCCAAAAGAGGGUGAUCUUCCCCCAGAAGAACUGGACGGUCAUGGUGACAAUAGGACGAUCAUUCACAGCCACAGCCCAGGAGCUGUCCCAGCAAAGAAAGUGUCACCUGAUCCUCCUACACCAGAAAGGGUCCCACUCCUUUGCCAUCUCCCAUUAGAGCCCGUCACUGCAGCAGUCCCCCCUCGCUCCUUCAGCGGUGCGCGAAUGAAGACUCCAAACUUCUCUCCAUCCCGCCGGCCACUCGGAGGCUCUUCCCGCCCGCUGCCGUCACCAGGGAGUCCGUCGUCUUCCUCGUUAUCCCACCACAUCCUAACGGUCAGUGAUCCCGAGGUGACGCCUCUUCGCAGGAGCCGACGACCACCGGCUCCUUCACCCAGAGCCACUCGUCAGUCUUCUGGGCGGCCGCCAUCCACCUCCCCUCUGCCUGUUACUCGCCGAUCGUCUGCUGAGAACGAGACCCUGAUGCUGUGCGGCAUGGGUGAUGUGCCGUCAUCGAAGUCUGUCACCGGUCUGUCGCAGUGCGGAGCUCAGCAUACGGCUCCGGCGGAUGAAUCUGACGUUGGGAGUAGCUCGGAGGAGGAAGCGGGUGACACGUACUAUGGGCUGGCGCGGACGGUGGUGUCCCAGGAACCGUUGAGCCCACUACUGUCUACUGCGAUGUCUGGACAUAUUGAACAGCUUGAUGGCAUCCAUGACAGUACAGAUAGUGAGGACACAUCGCAGGGACACAAUAGACCCUUCCCCUCCCACUUGCCAUCUGAGAUAGUGGAGUUUGUGUUAAAGGCAGUGGGGGACUCUGCGAUGGCAGCGCAGUCGCAGCAGCUGUCCUCUACAGCCGCCACCACCUCUGCCGCCAUCAUCCAGAAUGGGGUUACAUCUGCCUCGCUGUUAAAUGGAACAGAAUGCGUAACACAAGGACCGCCACCACUCAGGGACCCGCCACAAGUGCAAAGGGUGUGUCGUCCGCUAUUGGCCAUGCCCUCCAAUGGCUCCCCGUGCCCCGUCGAGCCUUCAUCAGUCGCCCUCAGCAACUCGGGAUCAAACAUUUUUUUCCUCAACAAACAAACAGGCCAGAUAAUAAAUGUACAGGGCAGCAACAUGGCGGGAAGUACCAGCCUGCCUCAGGACACUGCGAAAUCUGACUCUGUCCAAAUCACCCGGGUAGCCCCCGCAAUGUCCGGUAAGGUGGCCCCUCUAAUUAACAACAGAGUUCCCAUCCCUUGUCUUCCUCAGACUACUGCAGCCAAACUUCCUCCUACAUCCCAGUCCCCAAAUCUUAGCAACUUUUUAAUACAGACCUCUUCUGCAGCCUCACCGCAAUGGACGUUUCGUGUCCUUCCAAUGCUAAAUGUGGUGCAAGGGACGGGGCAGCUUACUCUGGGGGCUCAGACGAUGAUGGCCCCGGCAAUCACUGGCAUCCCUCAGACGUGCGUUCUGCAGGGCCUCUCUAUGAAUACAGGACUACUCAGUGUUGCGCCUACCCCUGCCCAACCACAUCCUCAACCUCAGGCACAAGUACAACUGCCUGUCCUACAACCUGCGCCCCCCAAACCACUCCAGAUACCACCCAUCAGCAUUAAGAGAAUCGGCAGCGACUUCAUCGCUUGUUCUUCCACCAAGAAAGUGAAACUUGACUUGACUAAUAAACUGGAAGCACUGAACCCACAGAUGUUAACGCAGUCCGUGGCACUGAAUAUAAAUUGCACAUCGCAGAAGACAACUAAUGCAAGACAAAAACGUAAGAUCCGAGAACCGCCGUUCCAGGAGUUUUUGGACUUUGACUUGUUAGAGGAGGAGGAUCCCAGAAUGGACAUGAACGGGCUUCAUUUAGAUCUCACUGUUGAUGUGAAAACUGAAUAUCCGACAGCAGAGUCGGCCAAAGAGUCCCCCGGCUCCGAGCACGCCCCAGAUUUUUCUCCCAAUUUUGACGACUUUGAGGACUGUUUUCUGGAAGAGAAGGAGAACCUGUUACCGAGGAGAGGCAGCCCCCACCUGCGCUUCGAAAUAAUCAGCGAGGACGGAUUCUACACCCAGUCUGACAGCGCAGAUGGGGCAUGGAGAAAAGUGGUCGAAAAGGUGCAAGAGGCGCGAGGUGUCGGCAGGCUCAGACAGUUGUCCUUCUCAGGCCUGAGCGGAUCAAGGAUGCUGGGCGUUCAGCACGACGCCGUCCUCUUCCUCCUGGAGCAGCUCAUCGGAGCAGAGCGCUGCCGUGGAUAUAGGUUUCUCUUCCACCCGCAGGAGGUUGAGGAGGAAGAGCUGCUGAUCAAUCCAUCAGGCUGCGCCCGUAGCGAGGUCUACAUGAGGAAAUCCACCUUUGAUAUGUUCAAUUUCCUGGCGUCCCAGCACCGCACGCUGCCGGAACUGUGCGUGUACGAGGAAGAGGAGGAGGAAGUGCAGCUGAAAUCCACCAGGCGAGCGACCAGUCUGGAUCUCCCCAUGGCCAUGAGGUUCCGACACCUGAAGAAGACUUCCAAAGAAGCUGUCGGAGUGUACAGGUCGGCGAUCCACGGCAGGGGGCUGUUUUGCAAAAGAAACAUUGAUGUCGGUGAAAUGGUCAUUGAGUACUCGGGCAUCGUGAUCCGCGCCGUGCUGACCGACAAGAGGGAGAAAUAUUACGACAGCAAGGGCAUCGGUUGUUACAUGUUCCGCAUCGAUGACUUUGAUGUGGUGGACGCUACGAUGCACGGCAACGCGGCGCGCUUCAUCAACCACUCGUGCGAGCCCAACUGCUACUCCAGGGUCAUCCAUGUGGAAGGCCAGAAGCACAUUGUCAUCUUCGCCCUCCGGAGCAUUUACCGCGGCGAGGAGCUGACCUACGACUACAAGUUCCCCAUCGAGGAUGCCAGCAACAAGCUUCCUUGCAACUGCGGUGCCAAGAAGUGUCGCCGGUACCUCAACUGAACGCGGCUGGCGGCGGAGGUGCUGGCACUUCCCAAGGCGGACGCACCAAAGCCUCCCUUGACCGGGCUGAGAAAGAUCAAUGGUGCUUCUCUCUGUGCAGAUGGCUGUACGUACAAUAUGGAGGCUCGGCGCAGAGGAGAGCAUCACCGGAAACCGCACUUUACCCUCUGCCCUGCUGUCCCCUGCAAGACUCCAGGGCAGGUCCUCUCCUUCCUCUCAGGGUCCUCUCUAUAGUUCCCUCCCUCGCUGCUACUUCCUGAUCCUUGUUUGCCCCUUGUGCAUUUCUAUUUUCAGGGGGUUUCAUGGCAUAUUGUAGAUAGGGGGCGCUGUGCUAAGGCCAGGCAAACAGCAAGGAUGUUCUUUUUUAACCAGUGUAUUUUCCAAAAUCCCAUCACUCCCAUAGGAUAAGCUGACCCAAAUGUUGGGGAGCAAAGAAAUAAAAAAUAAAAUAAAAAAAAUAGGACUUUUUGGGGGUGACAAUCAUUUUAAUCCUUCUGCUGCUAAUGACCUUUCCAGAGCCCUCCCUUCCCCCCGACUCCUCCUUCCGGCUUUGUAUAGUGGGGCGCUCCUCUCCGGGUGGACUCCAUCUUUUCUUUCCUUUCCUAUGAUUUAUUUUAUUUUAUUUUUUCAACUCUUUGUUUCUCCGGGGGAUGAGCGGCGAGCGCGACGCUGUUCUGAGAAUAUGAAAUGUAAGUGGACGGCGGAGAAACUGUAAAUACUUGUACACAGAUUUGUAAGGACGUUGGUUUUCUAUGCACUUUUUUUAUUUAAGGACUGGAGAAUAAUGAUUCAUGUCUCACCUGUUUAGCAUUUUAAAUAAAAGGAACAUUUUGCCA
Bufo bufo (common toad) is the source of this 10068-nucleotide messenger RNA. RefSeq names its product lysine methyltransferase 2B (gene KMT2B). The transcript has 37 exons. Gene Ontology annotation, biological process: positive regulation of DNA-templated transcription. Gene Ontology annotation, molecular function: DNA binding; protein binding; zinc ion binding. The record is from RefSeq and is a predicted model, not a curated record. NCBI's taxonomy places the organism in Eukaryota, Metazoa, Chordata, Amphibia, Anura, Bufonidae. The coding region runs from base 650 to 9232 and encodes 2860 amino acids. Gene Ontology annotation, cellular component: nucleus; histone methyltransferase complex.